CUAGGUCGAGCCCACAAGCUGCUUCCAGUGGUCCUGGUUUGGCAGUACCUCAGUUUUUGGAACACUGUAAGUUACUGGUCAAUGAGGACUCGUUUGCUUGUAUGUUCGACCGCCUGGUUGCAGGGUGUGGUGAGAUUGUGAGCUGUUAAAUCGUAAAGGGUGUUUGAUCCACCGCAUGACCGAGUGUGGUGGGACGGAGAUGGUGAGAGUUAGGCAAUAGUUAGCACUUGUGGCUGUCCAGUGGACGUACCAGAGGUACUGGUACGAUCUCCUUGGGAUCAACAUCAGUGCCCACCAAGGGGUGGUUUUUGUGAGGAGGUGAUUAAUUCGAGUACAUGCAGCUUGUUCUAUGGACUGUGCGAGCUGCUGAGGGCGGGCAACUGUCGCAUUGACGUUGGAAUUGCAGUUCAGGUUGGUUCUCUCCACGGCCUUGCUAGAGAGCAUGUACGACGCUGCAUAAGACAUUGAGAAAAUCAAGUCUAGCAUAAGACUGAUGAACUUGGGAUUCCGGUAAUGAUAGAGAUGAGCUCGUCGGCGCUGCAAGCCUUGACGGUGUGAACCUCUAUAUAUCGCGAAUAAAAUUGCGUUUGUAGAAAACUUGUUGCCUCAGCCUUGUGUCUACAUUUGGAUCUCUCUCGGUUGUCGCCUGGUCUGGAUAACUACAAAAAAUAACUGUAGACAUGUCGAGCGACCCCGCUCGCUACUCAACGAGCAGUCUCACAGGCCAAUUUACGAGAGAGUUGAGACUGUAGAGGAACACGAGUUCAGAAGCCAAUAACCAUUCAGCAAUCUUCGACGGUUUUAAGUUUUAAUUUUGAACUAUGGAUUUUCGAAUUUCCGAGCUUCUGAUUCCGGCCAUCAGUGAACCGGUCGAGAGCGGGCAUUUGGCCUUUGCAACGUGCACAGUUUUAGUGACAUUGUUAAGCUGUGUGUUUCUGUUCAUUCGCUCGGGGACGUCGGUGAACCUCCCGCCUGGUCCGAAAGGUUUGCCAAUUCUCGGCAAUCUUCUGCAGAUGGGCUCACACCCGCAUCGCACCAUGACAGCCUUGCACAAAGUAUAUGGGCACAUUUUGAACAUUCGCCUGGGCUGUAUCCCUACGGUCGUCGUGGAUAGUCCCCAGCUCAUCGCAGAGAUCACAAAGGAGCAAGAUAAUGUGUUUUCGUCGAGGCCGCACAUGACCUUCACAGAAAUUUUGGCCUACGAUGCUCAUGACUUCGCUAUGGCCCCAUAUGGACCUCACUGGCGCCAUGUUCGGCGAAUCUGUGUGCACGAGCUGUUGACUCCUAAGAGGCUCGAGAACACACGCAAAGAGCGGAUUGAGGAGUCAAGGUGCAUGAUUAUGGAAGUCGCGGAGCGAGCUAAUAAAGGCGAGGUAGUGGACCUGAGGGAUGUUCUCGCCGGGGUGUCCAUGACAGUUAUGUGUCGCAUGUUGCUUGGGAGGCGGGAAUUUGCUGCGACCGGAAAGCAGCCAAAAGAUUUCAAGCAUAUCAUUCAUGAGCUGUUUCGGCUUAUGGGAGCGCUCAAUCCCAGGGAUUUUGUGCCGGCGCUGGGGUGGCUUGACUUGCAGGGAUUUGAGAGAGACAUGUACAAGCUGCGGGGCGAAUUUGACGAGGUUCUCGAUGCCAUCAUUCAAGAGCAUCGAGACUUGGAAUCUGGGAAGCUGCCUGGAGGAAAGAAGAACGAUUUCAUAAGCGUGCUGCUCGAUCUCCCGGGCGAGGACGGGGCACCCCACUUGGAUGACAAGACUAUAAAAGCUGUCACUAUCGAUAUGAUGGCAGGAGCAACAGAUACGUCAGCAGUGACGAACGAAUGGGCAAUGGCGGAAAUCAUAAGAAACCCUCAGAUACAACGAAAGCUACAGGAGGAGAUAGACUCCGUGGUAGGGCUUGAGCGCAACGUCGAGGAAUCAGACGUGAGCAACUUCCCCUACCUCAUGUGCGUAGUGAAGGAAACGUUCCGCCUCCACCCAGCUGGUCCAUUCGCAAUCCCACGGGAAUCAAUGGCAGACACCACCCUCAACGGCUACUUGAUCCCCAAGGGCACCCGCGUGCUCAUCAACAUCUACUCGUUGGGACGAAGCUCGGAGACGUGGGUGGACCCCCUCAUAUUCCAACCCGAGAGGUGGGCGAACGAGAACCUCACGGCCAUUCACGACUCUGGGUUCCGAAUCCUCCCAUUCGGCAACGGUAGACGGCAAUGCCCAGGGUACAACCUCGGCACCACCAUGGUACUCUUCACAUUAGCCCGCCUUCUUCACGGAUUCAACUGGUCCUUCCCCCCCGGCGUCACGUCAGACAGCAUCGACAUGGAGGAGCUUUACGGUUGCACCACGCCCUUGAGAACCCGCCUACGCGCCAUCGCCACCCCAAGGCUGGCUCCUCAUUUGUACUCCCAGUGAAGACACCCAACGACCCACAAACUCUCGUCCGUAUAUUCGUAUGAGCUGCGCGCCCCGAUCGCCGCAGCUGCGCUCUUCACAUCAUGAGAAGAACCUCCUCAAUCGUCGAAUUCUCUUCAUGAUGUGAAGGGCUUCCAAAUCUCGGGGCUACCUUUCAAAUCCCCUCCUCAGUAUUGUAAAUAGACCUGUUGUCGCAGAAAUAUUUGCCCCGUAACCGUAGAUUGGUCGUUCUUCAACUCAGCGAGCACGCCGCAACUCGUGAUUAUAGCGCUUUGUGGGUCAACCGCCGAUUAUCGAUUGGAGUCAACAUGGCGAUUAUACUAAUUCUUUAGUGCACAAAUGUAUCAUGAUAGAUGUGCGUCUUAAGUCGCCGCCGGAAUGCACUGUGGCUUUCUCGCCCCGUCGCUUGGGCUCGUCCUCCAACGAGAGGUUCCGCGGUGCAACGACGGCGUCGGUAGAUACGAUGGAGACGGCGCAAUUGGCCCUAAGCAUUGUCCAACAACCCGUUUGGUUUGUGUUGUUCUUUGUAUUCUUAUAGCAAUUAUAUUCUUUGGAGCAUUUGUCUAGUGUAUAAAUAAUAUUCUUGUUCUCUA
Physcomitrium patens is the source of this 2992-nucleotide messenger RNA. RefSeq names its product cytochrome P450 703A2. The record is from RefSeq and is a predicted model, not a curated record. Lineage: Eukaryota; Viridiplantae; Streptophyta; Bryopsida; Funariales; Funariaceae. Gene Ontology annotation, molecular function: heme binding; iron ion binding; oxidoreductase activity, acting on paired donors, with incorporation or reduction of molecular oxygen.